GAGCCGCCCGCCCUGAGAGGGGAGCCGCGAGCUUCUCCGUGCCUCGGCGAGCUCCGAGCGGCCGCGCGGGGCUGUAGAGCGCUUUGGCUUUAUCUGGGGUCGGGGAGGAAAGCGGUGUUACUCCGGUAGCCCGGCCCGAAGAGCGCCCGUCCGCUUUAAUGCGCGAAGAUGGUGAGAUGCGGACUGCCCUGUGACGCGACCCGGUCCCCGCUGCGGAGUGCGGGCUCUGCGGCCGCCUUCCUGCUCGCUGCGCUCUGAGGGAGGACGCCGGUCUUUUUCCCCCUUCCAUAAACCUCUCCUUGCUUCCAUGGUGCGGUGGUCAGCGUUGUUUACGGAAGGGGGAAAAAAAGGGAGGCAGUCGAGGUCCCAAACAAAAGUAUUUGUAUGACUCAUCUGCCUGGAUUUAAGACGUUCUCUCCUUCUGUCGAGGAGCCUUUCCUUCUCUCUGAAGAAAUCAGAUGCUUGUUCCUGUUCUUCCAGAGGAGGAUGGAUUGAAAGUGGUACGUUUUAGACGUUUUCUGGGCCACUGCUGAUGUUGUUAAAAGACAUAAUGGGGCUUUUUCACUGGAUUAUUGCCAGAAUUAGUUUACACACUGAAACAAUGAGUUGUUAGGCCUCUUGUAUGCGAUAAUGUUUGUCGUGCUUUAAUGUAAACUUGCUGUGGAGGUUUGGCUUAAAAAUUGUGGAGGACGAUCUGCAUCUGCAUCAGAAGAGGUUCUCUUCGUCUCUGGUUGGUGUGGCGACCCCAAUCUGUCCUCGAUGCCUUCAGCCUUGGCCAUCUUCACCUGCCGCCCCAACUCCCAUCCGUUUCAGGAGCGCCAUGUCUACCUGGAUGAGCCCGUCAAGAUCGGCCGCUCUGUGGCUCGCUGCCGGCCAGCUCAGAAUAACGCGACUUUUGACUGUAAGGUGCUGUCCAGGAACCAUGCACUUGUCUGGUUUGAUCACAAAACAGGCAAGUUCUAUCUUCAAGACACUAAAAGUAGUAAUGGUACCUUUAUUAAUAGCCAGAGACUGAGUAGAGGGUCUGAGGAGAGCCCACCAUGUGAGAUAAUGUCAGGUGACAUCAUCCAGUUUGGUGUAGAUGUGACGGAGAACACACGGAAAGUUACUCAUGGAUGUAUAGUCUCCACAAUCAAACUGUUUCUUCCAGAUGGAAUGGAAGCUCGAUUGCGAUCUGAUGUUAUCCAUGCUCCAUUACCAAGUCCUGUUGAUAAGGUUGCUGCUAACACGCCCAGUAUGUAUUCUCAGGAAUUGUUUCAGCUUUCACAGUAUCUACAGGAAGCCUUACAUCGGGAACAAAUGUUGGAACAGAAGCUGGCAACCCUUCAGCGACUACUUGCUGUUACACAAGAGGCUUCAGAUACUAGUUGGCAGGCUUUAAUAGAUGAAGACAGGCUGCUAUCAAGGUUAGAGGUUAUGGGUAAUCAGUUACAAGCAUGUUCAAAGAAUCAAACAGAAGACAGUAUACGAAAAGAGCUUAUAGCAUUACAAGAAGACAAACACAACUAUGAGACAACAGCCAAAGAGUCCCUGAGGCGGGUCCUACAGGAGAAAAUUGAAGUGGUCAGAAAGCUGUCUGAAGUGGAGCGGAGUUUAAGUAAUACAGAAGAUGAAUGUACUCACCUGAAAGAAAUGAAUGAGCGGACUCAGGAAGAAUUAAGAGAGUUAGCUAAUAAGUACAAUGGAGCUGUAAAUGAAAUUAAAGAUCUUUCUGACAAGCUAAAGGUUGCAGAAGGAAAACAAGAAGAAAUCCAACAGAAAGGACUGGCAGAGAAAAAGGAAUUACAACAUAAGAUAGAUGAAAUGGAAGAAAGAGAACAAGAGCUUCAAGCAAAAAUAGAAGCUUUGCAGGCUGAUAAUGACUUCACCAAUGAGCGGCUAACUGCUUUACAAGUACGGUUAGAACAUCUUCAGGAGAAAACUCUUAAAGAACACAACAGCUUAGGCAUACAAGUUGAUGACUUCAUACCUAAAAUUAAUGGGAGCACACAAAAAGAGCACUUUCUUUCAAAGAGUGGAGGGGACUGCACUUUUAUUCAUCAGUUCAUAGAAUGUCAGAACAAGAUCAUAGAUGAAGGACAUCUAACCAAAGUGGAAGAAACAAAGCUUUUGAAAGAGAACCAAGCAAGAGUGAGAGAGUCAGACUUGUCAGACACUCUUAGUCCGAGCAAGGAAAAAAGCAGCGACGACACUACAGAUGCCCAAAUGGAUGACCAAGAUCUAAAUGAACCUAUUGCUAAAGUAGCUCUUCUGAAAGAUGAACUUCAGGGUGCACAAUCAGAGACUGAGGCUAAGCAAGAAAUUCAGCAGCUGCACAAGGAGCUGAUUGAAGCCCAAGAGCUAGCUAGAACAAGUAAACAAAAAUGCUUUGAACUUCAAGCAUUAUUGGAAGAAGAGAGAAGAGCAUAUAGAGUGCAAGUUGAAGAAUCUAACAAGCAAAUAAAUGUUCUGCAAGCUCAGUUGAGGAGGUUACAAGAAGAUAUUGAGAAUCUUCGUGAGGAGAAGGAGAGUGAAAUUUCUAGCACUCGAAAUGAACUUGUCAGUGCUCAAAAUGAAAUUCUGUCACUUCAACAAGUAGCAGAAAAGGCAGCAUCAGAACGAGACACAGAUAUUUCUGCUUUGCAAGAUGAACUACAAGCUGUACGAGCAGAAUUGGAACGGUGGCGGAGAGAUGCCUCGGAUUAUGAAAAAGAAAUUGUCAGUCUACAAGCCAAUUUUCAGCUUAGAUGUCAGCAGUGUGAAGAGCAGCAUAAGGAGGAGGCUGCUCGUUUGAAAGGUGAACUUGAAAAGUUGAAGACAGAGUGGACUGCUCUGGAAGCUGAAUGUGUCACUCUAAGGAAGGAAAAUACUUCUCUUGCAUCUGAACUUCAGCGACAAGAGAAGGAGCUUUCUAGCUCUCAGAAGCAGAGUUUAGCUCUAACCAGCAAUAUAAGUGUUCUUGAAAUGUCUCGAAAAGAACUUGAAGAUCAGAUGGGAUCUUUGAGAGAAAAACAUCAACAGGACGCAGCCAGUCUAAAAAGCCAACUCAGUGAAGCUGAGAGUCAAGCAAAGGAUGUUCAGAAAGAGUAUGAAAGAACACAGACAGUGCUCUCAGAACUGAAGGCGAAGUAUGAGAUGGCUGAACAAGAAAAACAGUCAAUCACAGAAGAGCUUAAACAGUGUAAAGAGAACUUGAAGCUGCUGCAAGAAAAAGGAAACAACCCUUCCAUAUUACAACCCGUCCCAGCCGUAUUCAUCGGCCUAAUCCUGGCUUUCCUGUAUUGGUGUUACGGCCCAUUGUGGUAGCGAAAGAGACAAUGGCCUUGGAUGCCUGUGAUGGCAGCUUUGGUUGCUGUGACAGCCGUGGUGCUGUACCCAGGCCUAACCAGAGCUUCUCCAUGAGAACUGUUGUUGAAUCCAUACACCGUCCUCCCUUUAGAAGCUGGCAACAUUCAUAUACUGAGGGAAAACAGAUUAAUUCUCUUCCUUUUUUUUUUUUUUUAACCUUCUUAAUACAGCACAGCUCUGCGUGAGAACAGCAGUAGGGUCAUUUGCUUUAAACUGUAUAAAAUGUAUCUGUCUAUAAAGAGGGAAUAAAAUUGUGAUUCAUCAUACUGUGAGCAAUAUUUUUGCUUACAAUUUCAUGCAAGUUUUAAAUUAGUUUGUUGGGAUUCUGAAUACUACAAUGGUGGCCUAAAGUAGAUUUCUUGGUACCAAAUUAUUUAUAAUGGCUAGGUUUGUGGGCACGUACUUUAGAAUCUGAUUGCCAGAUUUAAAAGGAAAAACACACUUUGGAUGUUGGACACCCAAGCCAAGUAACCUUACAGAAGCUUGGCAAACAGAUGCAGUGCGCUCAGUGCCUUGCAGUGUGAUGUUCUUUAAAUCUAGUAUGCCAUUUUACUUGCUGUUAGUCACUGAGCUGUUGGGAACAAGGCUUAAGAAAACUUCUUACCACUCCUUUUGAAGGAAACAUAUUUUUCUUUGAUAAGGAUUCUUUUAUUAAUGAUUCUGAGGGGGAAAAAGCCACAAUUCAUGUCCAGCCUUAAAAGAGAUAGAUACUGAUGGUGGAGACCAGCCUAGAAUAUUUAGUGUGCGUGUGUGCGAGUGUAAGCAUGUGUGUGUUCCUGAGUGAACUGAGGUAUUUCUGGGAGCAAAUACUUGGUCAUUUGAUGGACAUAGUGCAGUGAUUCAACUUACAUUAACUUUACUUUGAAUGUAAUUUAUUAAAUUUCAUAUAUUUAAAGAGGUGCGUUCUUUAAAAGUAUGAAUACUUCUUCACAUAUCACAUUGUAUCAAUUUAUUUUUUCAGUCAUUUGAUACUUUCUGACUGAGCUGGGGAAGCUCUUUAAAUAAGCUUUUAUUGAUGUAACUUCAUUAUGAGAACUGCUACAGUACAUCGUGAUUAGCUGAAAAUAUUCUAAGUUGCAUAAAAUACUACAAAAUUGGAAUCAUCUCUGGUGAUGUAUGAGUCAAAUGAAGAUGAUUUUAAUUUGGUAGUAAAACUUUGUGCAUCCUCAUCACAUGGCUGUAAGUAAGAUGCAGUGGUCCCCAUUACAAAGUUUAUUUUCCUUCUCAAAGUACUAUAACUAUUGCUAUUUGCUGACUUUUGGUGGGAAUCACUGUAGAUAGUGCUGAAUUAAAUGUAAACUAUAGUUAUUCUGUUCAGCUCAACAGUUCUGUCAAAAAAGUUUAUUAAAGACUUAAACAAUAUACUGAAGAAUGGUAAAGUAAAAUGGCUUUGCUAAGGGAAACUUCAAAACAGGGAGGUAAUCUCAGCAAUUAAAUUGGCUUUAAACAAUUGUAUGGCAAUCGACAGGUAGUUUAAAUAUUUAAAUAGAAAUUUAGUAUAUAACUUACCUUGUAAGGUUUUGAGGGUCAUUGUCCUUUAAUUAAAAGUUCUGUCUUAAGUUACAUGGGAUUUUCUAUGGGGAGGAUUACUAGUAAUGGCAAAAAUAGUCCACAAGUGACUUGUAGAAAAUAUUGUCAUUUAGUUCAUUCAUUUCAUCACUUUCAGUUGCAGGAAGCCACCCAACCACAGAACACUCGUAUGCCAGUGGUACUCAGUACCUCUUGUAUAUAGGUUAUUGCAAAUAUUGUUCUGAAAUGCUUACCUUCAGAAUUACAUUUUUUAAAGUAAAUAAUUGUUUUAAAUCUAUUUUGUAAAGAUAUAAAAAUACAAUAGAAUUUCUGGAGUACAGAUUAAACUAUUUGCACUAACACACGUGAUGUGCAUGUUUUAAUAAAAUAACUUUACUCUCCCUA
Messenger RNA from Meleagris gallopavo (turkey), 5241 nucleotides. NCBI's taxonomy places the organism in Eukaryota, Metazoa, Chordata, Aves, Galliformes, Phasianidae. The record is from RefSeq and is a predicted model, not a curated record.